Saccharomycodes ludwigii is the source of this 1527-nucleotide messenger RNA. RefSeq names its product mRNA splicing protein SAD1 (gene SAD1). Gene Ontology annotation, molecular function: cysteine-type deubiquitinase activity; zinc ion binding. NCBI's taxonomy places the organism in Eukaryota, Fungi, Ascomycota, Saccharomycetes, Saccharomycodales, Saccharomycodaceae. Bases 1 to 1527 code for a protein of 508 amino acids. Gene Ontology annotation, biological process: protein deubiquitination. The record is from RefSeq and is a predicted model, not a curated record. The transcript has a single exon.
AUGUCAAAAAGGUCUUUCAAAGGCAAUGACAGUAUCAACAAAAAGAAAAAAUUAAAAGGCACAAAAAAAAUUAUUAUUUCAGAUAUUUCCAAGAUUCAACACUUAGAAACAUCCUGCAUAAUAUUAAAAAACUUAGCCUUUGAUAAUGAACCAAUAUGCUCCGUAACCUUAUCUAAUUUGAAUAUUUACUGCUGCUUAACAUGCGGAAAAUAUUUCCGUGGCAAAAAUUUUGAAUCUCCUGCUUACCAACAUGCUUUGCAAAAUUUUAAUCAUAAGUUAUUUGUGAAAAUGUGUAAUGAUACUGAUAAUUAUAAUACUGUUCACCAAUUUAUCACUUUGCCUGAUAUGGAACUUAUAGAUGCUUCUAAAAGUAAAUUGUUAACUAUUAUUCAAAAUAACAUAAAUCCUAAAGCAAUUACUAUAAAUACAAUAGAAAAUAAAGAGUGUUUUGAUUUCAUCAAUAAAAAAAAAUACAUUACCGGAUGUGUUCCACUAACCAAUGAACAAGGAAUGGACCAUGUUAACGUUAUAAUUCAACUAUUAUCUCAAUUAAAUGAGUUUAAAUCUUUUAAUGAAGAAAAUAAUAUCCUUACCGCUGCUACCAAUUCAACCUGCCCCAAUGGUAGUAAUGAUACAAGUGUAUUGUUGCAAAAAAAAUUGUUAAAAAUAAUUAGAAAGAUAUGGAAUCCAGAAUUAAUUAAAGCAAAUAUAUCACCCAUUGAGUUAAUAAAUUUUUUGAAUAAUCAUUAUUAUAGUAAUCAAAGAAAUUUUGCUUCAGAAGAGUUCCUUCAUUCUUUAAAUGACCCAAAAUCUCUGUAUGUCUGGUUGAUUCAUCAUUUACAUAACAAAAAGUUAUUGACAGAAAAUUUAAAAGGAUACAUACUAGUUACAAAAACUAAGAUUGACCUAACUAAUUUAAAACCGAUACCGAAUGAAAAGCCUAAAAAGUUUAUCACACCUUUUUACCUAUUAUCAGUGGAUCUUCCUAAAACUUCAAUUUUUAAAGAACCUAUUACUAAAAUAUCAAAAAAUAAUGAUGAGGAGGGGAAGGAAGAAAACUGUGAAAAUUUACUUUUAUCUUCCUUGAUUGAAGAUAAAUUUACACAGCCUCAUAUCAGUAAGGACGGUUUUAGGUGCGAAUAUGAAAUUAAAAGCUCACCAAUGCAUUUAUUAAUACAUAUUAAUAGGUUUGAAAAUAGUACAACCACUUUGAAAAUUUCAACCAACCUACGGAAUAAAAAAAUCGUGGAGUUUCAACCUGAAAUGAAAUUAUUUAAGAAUUCAAAUAAUAUUAAUGGAAAGAAUGGAGUUAAUUAUAAAUUAAAGUGUAAUAUAAUUUACAAUUCUAGUGAUAAAAGUAAUACAAACAAAUGGAGCGUCCAGAUAUUAACACAUCUUGCUAAAUUCGACGCAUCACCAAAUAAGGAGGAACAAUGGUUUGAAAUUGAUGGUUUGGAAGUGAAAAAAAGUGAUGGUGUUUUAUUAUUUCUUCAAGAAUCAUAUUUUCAAUUGUGGGAAAGAGUUUAA